AAAGAAAUAAAAUAAUAUUCAAAUAUCAAAACAUAGAACCUGCAUAAGAUAUGUAGAUAAAAUCAUGGAAAUGGCCAAGGUGUAGUAUAAAUAGGACCUCUAUGGUUGCCCAAAGGCACAUAACAAACAACAAUAUUCUACGUAGUACGUAGUUCAUAGAAUUAUCUACGAGGAUGUUGAAAAGAAUGGGGGCUUGGAUGUUGCUAGCAUUAUUCACUUUGGUUGGCGAAUGGUAUGGUCGUUGUUAUGGGUGUUUGGAGGAAGAGAGAAUUGGUCUCUUCGAGAUCCAAUCUUCGAUCGACCCAGAUGGCGUUUUCUUGGGAGAUUGGAGAUUGGAGAAUGGUAAUUGUUGCGAGUGGGAUGGGAUCGAGUGUGAUAACACUACAAGGCGAGUGAUCCAGCUCUCUCUUAGAGGUGCAAGGGAUUUCAGCUUGGGCGACUGGGUUCUCAACGCAUCUUUGUUUCUGCCUCUUAAAGAAUUGCAAAGUCUUGAAUUGGGAGAGACUGGAUUGGUUGGUUGCUUGGAGAAUGAAGGCUUCGAAGUCCUAUCAUCAAAACUGAGCAAUCUUGGCCUGAGUGGCAAUCAAUUUAAUGAUAAAAGUAUUUUGUCAUGCUUGACUGGGCUUUCCACUCUCAAGUCUUUGGAUCUAUCAUAUAAUGAGUUGACAGCUGGAUCAGGAGUCUUGUCAUCAAGGUUGAAAAAACUGGAGAACCUUGAUCUACAUGGGAAUCAAUGCAACGAUAACAUUUUUCCAUCUCUAACUGGAUUUUCAUCUCUCAAGUCUUUGGAUCUGUCGUACAAUAAGUUGACAGAAUCAGGAUUUGAGAUCAUAUCAUCACAUUUGGGGAAACUCGAGAACCUGGACCUGCACUAUAAUUAUAUAUUCAACGACAACAUUUUAUCACAUCUGCGUGGAUUUUCUUCUCUCAAGUCUUUAGAUCUAUCAUUUAAUGAGUUCACAGGAUCGACGACUGUCAAUGGGACUUUCUUCAAUUCUAGCACCCUUGAAGAAUUGCAUCUAGAUCAUACUUCUCUCCCAAUAAACUUUCUCCAGAACACUGGAGCAUUGCCUGCUCUUAAAGUUUUGUCUGCUGGUAAAUGUGACCUCCAUGGCACCCUACCCGCUCAAGGUUGGUGUGAAUUGAAGAAUCUAAAGCAGUUAAAUCUCGCUAGAAAUAAUUUUGGAGGUUCACUCCCAGAUUGUUUGGGGAACUUGUCAUCUCUACAACUAUUAGAUGUUUCUAAGAACCAGUUUACUGGAAAUAUUGCCUCUGGUCCUCUUACCAAUCUCGUAUCCCUUGAAUUCCUCUCACUAUCAAAUAACCUCUUUGAAGUUCCCACUUCAAUGAAGCCUUUUAUGAACCAUUCAAGCCUCAAGUUCUUCUCCAGUGAGAACAACAGACUAGUAACAGAACCUGCUGCCAUUGAUAAUUUGAUUCCAAAGUUCCAACUAGUCUUUUUUAGCUCGUCAAAAACAACAGAAGCACUCAAUGUAGAAAUUCCCGACUUUCUCUAUUACCAAUACGAUUUAAGAACCCUUGAUCUCUCCCACAACAACAUCACCGGAAUGUUUCCAUCGUGGUUGCUUAAGAACAAUACACGAUUGGAGCAACUAUAUAUGAGCAAGAACUCCUUUGUUGGGGCUUUGCGGUUGCAAGAUCACCCCCAUCCAAAUAUGACCGAAUUAGAUAUAUCCAACAACAACAUGAACGGUCAAAUUCCAAAAUAUAUUUGUCUGAUCUUUCCAAAUCUAAACAGCUUAAGGAUGGCUAUGAAUGGAUUCACAGGUUGUAUUCAUUCUUGUUUAGGAAAUAUUAGCUCUCUUUCAGUUUUAGAUUUAUCCAACAAUCAAUUGUCCACAGUAAAACUAGAACAACUAACAACAAUACGGUUUCUCAAGCUGUCAAACAACAAUUUGGGUGGGCAAAUACCGAUCUCGGUGUUCAAUUCUUCUACCUUAGAAUAUCUCUACCUAGGUGGUAACAACUUUUGGGGUCAGAUUUCAGAUUUUCCAUUAUAUGGGUGGAAUACGUGGGCUGUAUUGGAUUUGAGUAACAAUCAAUUUUCAGGCAUGCUUCCAAGGUGGUCCAUCAAUUCUACGGGACUUGAAGCUCUUGAUUUGUCCAAAAACCAUUUUAAGGGUCCGAUCACAAGAGACUUUUGUCAGCUUGGCCAGCUUGAAUAUUUGGACCUUUCUGAGAACAACAUCACUGGAUACAUACCAUCUUGUUUCAGUCCACCAUUUCUAAUCCAUAUGCAUCUAUCCAAAAAUAGAUUGAGCGGUCCAUUAACAUAUGAUUUUUAUAACAGCUCUUCCCUGGUUACGAUGGAUCUUCGAGACAACAACUUCACCGGCUCCAUUCCAAAUUGGAUUGGCAAUCUUUCAUCAUUGAGUGUUCUUCUUAUGAGGGCUAAUAAUUUUGAUAGUGAGCUCCCUGUUCAAUUAUGCUUGUUAGAACAAUUAAGCAUUUUUGAUGUUUCACAAAACCAGCUCUCUGGUCCACUACCCUCCUGUUUGGGCAAUCUUACUCUCAAGGAAAGUUCCCAGAAAAUUUUCGUGGAUCUCGGAUAUGAUUUUCCGUUAGGGUCCAUAGAAAAAGCUUAUUAUGAAACAAUGGGUCCACCACUAGUGGAUAGUAUGUACAACUUGGGAAAGGAUUUUUGGGUUAACUUUACAGAAGAAGUGAUAGAAUUUACAACUAAAAAUAUGUAUUAUGGUUACAAGGGAAAAGUUCUGAGCUACAUGUAUGGUAUUGAUCUCUCCAAUAACAACUUCGUAGGAGCAAUCCCAUCAGAAUUUGGAAACUUGAGUAAGAUAUUGUCAUUAAACUUAUCACACAACAAUCUCACUGGAUCUAUCCCUACAACAUUCUCAAACCUAAAGCAGAUUGAGAGUUUGGAUCUUUCUUACAACAACUUAAAUGGUGUCAUCCCUCCACAACUUACUAAAAUUACCACACUGGAAGUUUUUAGUGUGGCGCACAAUAACUUGUCAGGUAAGACACCCGAGAGAAAAAAUCAGUUUGGGACCUUUGAUGAAAACUGUUACGAAGGAAAUCGUUUCUUGUGUGGACCUCCAUUGCAAAACAAUUGUAGUGAAGAAGCAGUGCCGUCACAGUCAGUGCCUAAUGAUGAACAAGGAGAUGGUGGUUUCAUAGACAUGGAAUUUUUCUACAUCAGUUUCAGUGUAUGUUAUACAGUUGUGGUGAUGACGAUUGCAGCAGUUCUCUACAUCAAUCCAUAUUGGCGACGCAGGUGGUUGUACUUCAUCGAAGACUGCAUCGAUACAUGCUACUAUUUUGUGGUGGCUAGUUUUCGCAAGUUUUCCAACUUCAGAAGGUGAAAUUGUUACUAGGAAGACGGUCAUUCCUAGUUUGCGAUGAUUGUUUGUCUAGUUAUUGGGUUCUUAAUUUGUAGUGUACUGUCUCUACAUCAAAUAUAUAAGCUGGACUUCUCAUUCCUGAACCAUUAGGAAGGGAAAUGAUUUGGAUUGGUCAUUA
Messenger RNA from Populus nigra (black poplar), 3501 nucleotides. RefSeq names its product cuscuta receptor 1-like. Bases 174 to 3344 code for a protein of 1056 amino acids. NCBI's taxonomy places the organism in Eukaryota, Viridiplantae, Streptophyta, Magnoliopsida, Malpighiales, Salicaceae. Gene Ontology annotation, molecular function: protein binding. The transcript has 6 exons. The record is from RefSeq and is a predicted model, not a curated record.